This is a messenger RNA of Erinaceus europaeus (western European hedgehog), 2373 nucleotides long. It is a transcript of the gene CFAP91, whose product is annotated as cilia and flagella associated protein 91. NCBI's taxonomy places the organism in Eukaryota, Metazoa, Chordata, Mammalia, Eulipotyphla, Erinaceidae. Bases 56 to 2350 code for a protein of 764 amino acids. The record is from RefSeq and is a predicted model, not a curated record. The transcript is spliced from 17 exons.
GCGCUGAGAAUCAUCUAUAGGUUUACCUCGUUGUGCGGAAGAAAAAGGCAGCGCCAUGAACCAAGUAGUGACUAUAGAGGAGCCCCAAGUCAAACCACAAGUGUCUGAAACCCAGAGCGGGAUAAGGGCGUGUCCAGGAGGCAAUGUCUCCUCCAACCGGGCGUACGACUUUCUGUACGAUCCAUUGUUUACUAUGUCAAGUGCGAAAGACUACGCACAGGCAAAUCUCCAAGCUACCCUGUUUAGAAGCAAACUGAAAAAAGUUCCCAAGUUUCGAACCAUGUUCAGUAGCAUGGUGAAUUAUCCAAGCUAUACUCUGUACUGGAGCAAAGCAGACCCUGUGCCACCAUUCAUCUGUCGUGAGUGGAAGAGACCUGCGGAGAAAUGCAGAGAACCCUUUCGGCAGCUUGCUGUAACUGACACUACUUUUCAGAUGCCUAAAGAAGUGUAUGAAGAUCCUGAAGUUACUGGAAAAAAUCGCUAUAAAUAUUUUGAAAGGCCUUUCCUUCCUUUUUAUGAACAAUUACCAGUCAAUGUUGUUCUCACAGCAACUACGGCAGAGCCAUAUAUUUUUCCUCCUCCUUCAUCUAAGUACCCACCCAUCCCUGCAAAGGAGACUGUGGGCACUCAGACUGAUUAUCGGGAUUCUGAAGUUCAGACAGAUCCAUAUUCUCCAGAAUAUGUAGUAUGUCAGGACUCAAUCCCUGAGCUCUUGACCUUGGCUACUCUUACCUGGGGUCGUGGUCUCCCAGCAGGGAAAGCAGAGGUGGAGAUGAUAGAACGUGCGCGGGAGAAACGUGCGUGGGAAGCCACUCUUCCUCCUCUAAGUGACAUCGCCCAGUUUGAGAAGAGGAGAAAGAUGAUGAAUGAAAUGGAGAGGAAGGAAUGGGCCUUCAGAGAGCAAGAGAUUGAAAAACUGCAGGAGAUUCGCCUAGAAAUUUUAAAAGAGCUCUUGAAGAAGCGUGAUGAGAAUCAAAAUGAAGUGAACAUGAAGCACUUGAAUGCCCAAUGGUGUCGACUGCAGGAAGCAAAGGAGGCAAAAGUGGCAAAAAUUCAACAGAAACAUGUAUCAGCAAUCAGAAAACUUGUGGGAAGGAGAAAGAAUAUAGAAGGGAAGUUCGAGAGAAGAAAUAUCAUCAAAGACUAUUCUGAUUAUGCAUCACAGGUCUAUGGACCUCUAUCUCGUCUUGGUCGUUUCCCAGACAAUAACUCAGAGGAUUUUGUAGUAAAAAACUAUUAUCUCAAUACUUAUGAAGGAUUGGUCCAACUUGAGUCAUGUCUCCCAGAUUUUGUGACACAACCCCGAAUCACACCUCCCAAACCAAAAGUCACUACCACCAAGCAUGGUUUUCUAAAGAGGGCAGCAAAGCUGGAUCAUGAGUUGGAAGAAGUUUAUAAGGCACUGCUGGAUAAGAAGAAUAAAGUGCCUGAACAGAAGAAAUCACUACGCUUUCUUGAGAAAAAGCCUAUACCUAAACCUCGGCUGCCAACUCCAACCUUGGAAAUGAGUUCCAAUGAAGAAGAAGAUAUAGAAAUGGCUGUGAUCUACCUUCAAAAGUUACUCCGGGGCAGAGUCAUUCAGAACAUUAUGUUUGAAGGAAAAGAAAAGCGAUUGGAGUUGAUCCAGGAGCUGCGCACCAGUCACGCACUUCAGGGAGAUGACAGGCUGGUGAAGAAAGUUGAGAAGCAAGUGACCUUGGCCUUACAACGGCAGAGAAAUUUGCAUGAGCACAAGGUAUCACUGGUGGAAAACCAUUUAGCUGGACUGGAAGGAAGGGUGCUAGCAGACAUGCUUGACUUCCUGUCCAAAGAGCUGGUGAGACUACAAGAAGAGAGGAGGAUUCACGCCUUUGCCAUGCUGGCUGAACGACAGAGGAGGAUGCGGGAAGCUGAGGAGAGUGGUCGGCGCCAAGUGGAGCUCAGGAUCCAGUGGGAAGAGGACCAGAUAUUUAAGGAGGUGAUUAAAGUUCACCAAAGUACUGUGACCUCCUAUCUGGAAGAGAUAAUACUGAAAACAGAAGAGAAAACUGCAGAAGAACAAGCCAGGGCAGAAAUUGAGAAGAUGGCUAUGAAAAUCAAUGACAUUGCUUAUGAAAUGGAAACUCGUCGAACUCAACUUCAGUCAGAGGAAAUUGUUGCCGAGUUGGUUUAUAGUUUCCUGAUCCCAGAGGUCCAAAAGGAAUUUGUCAAGGAAAAAGUGAGGAAUGCACAACGGAAGCAUAUUCUUGCAGCCCAUAAGAUCAUUCACAUUCACACAGAAGCCAUGUUCAUCAAGAAUAUGAAACAGCAGCAGCAGCAAAAUAAGGGCUCAGAUGCUGAAGAAGAAACCAACAUUAAGGAAACCAGCUAAGGUAAGUUUGAUAUUCAUCUGCA